This is a messenger RNA of Pedinophyceae sp. YPF-701, 1620 nucleotides long. Lineage: Eukaryota; Viridiplantae; Chlorophyta; Pedinophyceae. The record is from the annotation of a GenBank genome assembly.
AUGUCCUUUGUCAAGGCUCUGCCGAAGACCAUCGCCGACACCUACGAUCUGGUCCUGAUCUCGCCCCGGAACUACUUCCUCUACACGCCUCUCCUGCCAGCUCUGGCGUCCGGCACGAUGGAGCCGCGGUCCAUCGUCGAGCCCGUGCGCAAUCAGAUUGUGGGCAAGGGCACGUACUACGAGGCCGCGUGCCAGUCGAUCGACGUCAAGAACAAGGAGCUCGUCUGCUGCUUCCCCGCCGACGCCGGCCUCGACAGCGCCUGCUUCAAGGUCCCCUACGACGCGCUCAUGGUCGCGGUCGGGUCCGUCAACAACACGUUCGGCGUCCAGGGCGUCGAGGAGCACUGUCACUUCUUCAAGUCCAUCGAGGACGCCCGCGCGCUGCGUGCGCGCAUCUCCGAGCUGUUCGAGCGCGCCGCGCUCCCGCACACGCCCCUCGAGGAGAAGCGGCGCCUGCUCUCCUUCGUCAUCGUCGGCGGCGGCCCCACGGGCGUGGAGGUCGCCGCGGAGAUCUACGACAAGAUCGAACAGGACCUGUCGCGGCUCUACCCCGAGCUCACGAAGCUCGCCAAGGUGUCGAUCAUCGAGCUCACGGACCACGUGCUCGGGACGUACGACCGCAAGAUCAGCAACUUCACCAAGCAGCAGUUCGAGCGAGCAGGCAUCUCCGCGCGGCUAAACACCAAGGUCUCGGCCGUCGGCCCGCGCUCCGUGACGCUGGUCAACCCCGACGGCAGCGAGGAGCAGUUGCCGUUCGGCGCGGCGGUGUGGUGCACGGGCGUGCGGCUCAACCCGCUCGCGGAGACGCUGAUCGAGGCCAUCAACGAGGUGAACCCGGGCGUGCAGCGGAAUAUGCGGUCCAUCGUGACGGACCAGCACCUGCGCGUGCUUGGCACCGACGGCUCGAUCUACGCGAUCGGCGACGCGGCGACGAUCUACCAGCCGCGCGCGCUCGAGAAGUGCGAGGAGCUCUUCCAGCGCGCGGACGCGAACGCGGACGGCGUCGUCGGCGUCCCCGAGCUCCGGAGCAUCAUCCGGGAGGCACAGAAGGAGUACCCGCACCUCGAGGCGUACGCGGACCUCAUCGGCGAGGGCCAGCUGCGCUUCGGCGGCCUCGUGAAGAAGAUCCUGCAGCGUCGCGGGAAGGCCACGGACCCCUCCAAGCUCAAGGGCGCAGACAAGCUGCUCAGGACGGUGGACGACGACAACAACGCGCUCGACCUCGAGGGCUUCCGGGACCUGCUCGCGCAGAUCGACUCGAACCUCAGGCUGCUGCCGCCGACCGCGCAGGUCGCGCGGCAGCAGGGCGAGUACCUCGCGAAGCUGUUCACGAGCACGAAGGUCGAGGGCAAGCCGGACGACGUCGGCGCGGAGGCCAUCCAGGCGGGCAAGAAGACCUACCGCCCCUUCACUUACAACCACAAGGGGUCGCUGGCAUACGUGGGGCGCGACAACGCGGUGAUGGACAUCCCCGUCAUCGGCCCGAUCAUGGGCAAGGGCGCGGGCGUCGGCUGGAAGGCCUUCGAGACCCUGAGCCAAAUCUCCUUCCGCAACCAGGCGCUGGUGACCACCGACUGGCUGCGCUCGAAGAUCUUCGGCCGCGACAUCUCGCGAUUCUGA